AUGCGCGUGGUGGCUUUCCGCGGCCCUUACAAGGUCGCGGUGGAGGAACGGCCGGUUCCUCGGAUUCAGGACGCGAGGGAUGUGGUGGUUAAGGUGAAGUAUACGGCGCUUUGUGGGAGUGAUCUUCAUGUGUACCGGGGAAUUGAGCCGAGUGGGGAAGGGGUUGUGAUGGGACAUGAGGUUACCGGAGUGGUUGUUGAGGUUGGGGAUGAGGUGCGCUCGGUCAAGAAGGGAGAUUCGGUUGUGAGCGCUUUUACCACGUCUUGCGGCAAAUGCUGGUACUGCACUCAGGGACACUCUUCGCGAUGUGAGCAGAAUGUCCUGCUGGGAUGCGAUAACCUCGACGGCGCUCAGGCCGAAUAUAUUAGAAUUCCCAAUGCGGAUGGCACAGUGGUCAAGACCCCCGAAGGUGUUGAUGACAAGCUUCUGGUGCUUAUGGCCGAUAUUUUCCCUACGGGUUACUUCGCGGCGCGUAAUGCGUUCAAGGCAUCCAGCCCCGAGCAAAUUGCAGAGCAGACGGUCGUCCUCAUCGGCUGCGGGCCAGUCGGACUUUGUGCUCUGAUCAAUGCGCUCGAGUACAAACCUAAGCAUUUACUGGCGGUGGACUCGAUUCCCGCGCGACUUGAAUUAGCAAAGUCGCUCGGAGCCGAGCCCUGGAAUUUCCAGACCGACCGGGACGGUCUGGACAAGCGCGUCCAAGAGUUGACGGAUGGGCGCGGCGCAGACGCGGUCAUCGAGGUCGUGGGCUUGAGUCCGGCUUUGAGGACCGGAUUCGAUCUGCUGCGGCCCUUUGGUACCAUCAGCAGUGUUGGCGUGCACAAUGGCGAGAUUCCAUGGACUGGUAGUGAGGCUUACGGCAAGAACCUGACGGUCCACAUGGGACGAUGCCCUGUGCGUUCGGUUUCCGAGCAAGCCCUGCAAGUUCUGAAGAAAAACCAGCAUCUUCUUGGGUUCAUGACGGACAAGAUCAUGCCCCUUUCACAGGCGGUUGAGGCCUAUGAGCUCUUCAAUGCGAUGAAGGUACAGAAGGUCAUCUUUGAGGUCGAUAAAUAG
Molecule: messenger RNA, 1053 nt
Organism: Aspergillus aculeatus ATCC 16872
Lineage: Eukaryota; Fungi; Ascomycota; Eurotiomycetes; Eurotiales; Aspergillaceae
Product: alcohol dehydrogenase family protein
Exons: 6
Coding region: 1-1053 (350 amino acids)
Molecular function (GO): zinc ion binding; oxidoreductase activity
Source: RefSeq, a predicted model, not a curated record